AUGGCAGAAUUUCCCGGUUUCGGUCGUCAUUGUCAUGCCAAUAGUUGCCAUUUGUUAGAUUUUCUUCCUGUUCGUUGCGAUGCCUGCCAAAGGGAUUUCUGUGCAUCGCAUUACGCUUAUGAUGCACAUAAUUGUAUUUCAGCUUAUAAAAAAAAUAUACAAGUACCUGUAUGUCCAUUGUGUGGUGUACCGAUUCCAGUAGCACGAAAUGAACGUCCAGAUGCAAAAGUAGGCAAUCACAUUGAUUCUAAUUGUAAAUCUAAUCCUGCGUCAGCAAUGAAAGGAAGGAUUUAUACGAAUCGAUGUUCACAAGUGUACUGCAAAAAGAGGGAGCUUAUACCUAUAAAAUGUGAUGAAUGCGGUCAAAAUUUCUGUUUAAAGCAUCGAUUUCCAGCUGAUCAUGAUUGUAUCAGAGUGGGAAGAAAACAAGCAGUAUCAAGUGCACCGUAA
Thelazia callipaeda (thelaziosis nematode) is the source of this 450-nucleotide messenger RNA. NCBI's taxonomy places the organism in Eukaryota, Metazoa, Nematoda, Chromadorea, Rhabditida, Thelaziidae. The record is from the annotation of a GenBank genome assembly.